This is a messenger RNA of Fukomys damarensis (Damara mole-rat), 6362 nucleotides long. RefSeq names its product myosin VIIA and Rab interacting protein (gene Myrip). Lineage: Eukaryota; Metazoa; Chordata; Mammalia; Rodentia; Bathyergidae. Bases 83 to 2746 code for a protein of 887 amino acids. The record is from RefSeq and is a predicted model, not a curated record. Gene Ontology annotation, biological process: intracellular protein transport. Gene Ontology annotation, cellular component: cortical actin cytoskeleton. The transcript is spliced from 17 exons. Gene Ontology annotation, molecular function: myosin binding; actin binding; small GTPase binding.
GUGCCAGGAGGUUCAGACCCAGCGGCUCACGGAGUCACCGGGGUUCAGGUCUCGGUCUAUCGCCUGUGUUCAGCACUGAGCCAUGGGGAGGAAGCUGGACCUGUCCGGCCUGACGGAUGAUGAGACAGAGCAUGUUCUCCAGGUGGUGCAAAGAGACUUCAAUCUCCGCAAGAAGGAGGAAGAGCGUCUCAGUGAGAUGAAACAGAAGCUGGACGAGGAGGGCAGCAAGUGCAGCAUCCUCGCCAAGCACCGGAAGUUCGUGGAGUGCUGCUGCAUGCGCUGCUGCGCACCCUUCACCUUCCUGGUCAACACCCGGCGCCGCUGCAGCGACUGCAAGUUCAACGUCUGCAAGGGCUGCUGCUCCUUCCUCAAGCGCGAGAAGGCCUGGGUCUGCUGCGUCUGCCAGCAAGCCAGGCUUCUGAGGACGCAGUCCCUAGAAUGGUUCUACAGUAACGUGAAGAGCCGCUUCAAGCGCUUUGGCAGUGCCAAGGUCCUCAAGAACCUGUACCGGAAGCACCGGCUGGAGACCGGCGCAUGCCUUGACGUCCUAGGAGGAGGCUUCUCUGAGUCCCAUCUGGAGAAGGAUGGGAGCAUCUCGGGCAGCGACUCCACCUUUUACCGGCAGUCGGAAGGACACAGCAUGAUGGACACUGUGGCCGUGGCCCUGCGCGUGGCAGAGGAGGCCAUCGAGGAAGCCAUUUGCAAGGCGGAGGCCCACGUGGACAGCCUGGACAAGCAGAAUGAGGCCACCUACCUGCGUGACCACCGCGAGGAGCUCACGGAGGAGCUGGCUGCCACGAUCCUGCAGAAGAUCAUAAGGAAACGGAAGAGCAGGAGUGAGCAGCACACGGAGGAGAAGCCUGAGGAGCCACAGCCACAGGGCCUCAGCUUGAAGGCCGAGGGCAGCAUGGCAGCGCCCAGAGGCCCCUGGGUGCCCACCACUCUCUGGAGGUCCCAGCCUGCAUUCUCCUUCCCUGGGGAAGACUCCCAGAAGACCGCAGCCCUGGAAGCUGCAGCCAGGCGGUGUCCGGGGCAGCCGUGCGCCCUGCCCAGCUGGAAGAGCGUGGAUGGGCUGGACGGAACAAAUGCAGCCCCUGUUCUCCAGAGCCCUGAUGGGAACUGGGUGGCCCUGAAGGGUAGUGUGGCGCCCCCUGCAUGCCUGCUGGCCACACAGAAGAGCACAGCCCUGCAGGCCCUAGAGGUGUCGUCCCCUGCGGCAUCUGCCUAUGAGAAGCUGGGCUCUGGCUGCGAGGAGGACUUCGACUGGAAUGCGGAUUUGAGCAAGCUAUGCCUGCAGGCCCAGGGUGCUGACCACCGCGCCCCAGCCACCUCCCCCUCCCCGGGAGCCUCCCCCAAUCCCGAGGCCAUGGGCUCUGACUCCGAGACAUCCUCAGCUGGCUCCUCCCGGGAUGCAGGGUGCCGGGCCAGCUUCUGGCCGCCCAGGAGGGGCUCCCGGAACCCCGCAGCUGAGCAGCUGCGCCUGCAAGGUGAGCUGGACGUGAACUUCAACCUGCAGGCUGCCAGCGGGGAGACCUCAGACAGCAGCGAGGCGGAGGAGGCCUCCCAGGCCACAGACUGGCGGGCCAGGCAGUGGCGCAGGGCGCACCUGAACACCAAGGAGCUGGGCACAGAACAGUGUGCCCCUAACACCUGCACCCAGGACCUGCACACGAGUCAGGUGCCCAGUGACUUAUCGGAGACGGACAUCAGCACCGAGGCUGCAGACUCCCGGACCAGCUCCGACACAGCUGAGGAGAAGCGGAGAAGCCGGCUGUAUGAGCUGGCCCUGAAGAUGAGUGAAAAGGAGACAUCUUCUGGGGAGGACCCCGAGUCUGACCCCAAGACAGGGCCCGAGAACCAGAAGGAGAGCCUGUCUGCAGAGGAGAAUACCCAGAGUGUCCAGGAUGAGCUAAGGAAGAAGUAUUCUGCUGUUUCUCUCUGCAACAUCUCCACAGAAGUCCUAAAGGUCAUCACUGCCACCGAGGAGCUGAUUGCAGAGUCCACAGGGCCCUGGGAGCUCCCGCCAGUCCCUGCUGGCAGAGAGGAGGGGACAUUUCCUCUCGGGACCAGCCAAGCAAGACUGGAGGAGCAGCUGACCCACCUGGAAGAGAACGUGUACCUGGCAGCGGGAACGGUGUACGGGCUGGAGGGCCAGCUCACUGAGCUGGAGGACGCUGCCCGCAGCAUCCACAGUGGCACCCAGGACACAGAGCUGGCAGAACUGGAGGACCAGGUGGCUGCGGCUGCUGCCCAGGUGCACCACGCAGAGCUGCAGAUCUCAGAUAUUGAGAGCCGGAUUUCAGCUCUGACCCUCGCAGGCUUAAACAUAGCACCAUGUGUGCACCUCUCAAGGAAGCAGGAGCAAAGGCGAAGGAACCAGGUGCAAACCAUAGACACCUCCAGGCAGCAGAGGAGGAAGCUACCUGCUCCACCCGUGAAAGCUGAAACAAUUGAGGCAUCUUCAGUGACCACCAUUAAAAUGUUUAACCGCAACUUCAUUCUCCAAGGCUCCUCUACAAGCAGGCGUACAGAUAGCGGCACGCAGGAUCCAAUGGUAACUAUCACCCCAUCUCAAAGCCCGUCCCUUCUACGCUCAGUGGUACCUCCAUUCCACAGCCUUUGCUCUGCAGCCCCCCAGCAGCACCCCAGGAAGCAUCACUUCGUGGGCUCGUGCUCUUUUGGGUUGACAUGGUUGGGAGCCAGCCAGGGUGAACAACAUCCUCUGAGGUAUCGUUGGCCUCUCUAACGUGUGGGUGUAGCCUCUAUUUCCAGCUUCUUGUAGAAACCAGGUUUGAUAAAUGAGAAAUAAAAGCUAUGCACACAGGGAGUAAGGGCUGGUAGAGGUAUAAGAGGUUUUAUUCUGUCUUCGGUUCAUAUUCACUUUGUGAAAUUUUUUGUUAGCCAAUUAUCUGCCUUCCUAAAAAGGGUCAGCAGCUGUCCCUCAGUGUGGUAAGGUUGAGGCAGCGGGUAAUUCGCACAAAGUGGAGGUCAUAUCAAGAGGGGAAAGCCAGCAGGUAUGUAAGGAUGUGCUGCCAUGAUUCCCAGGGAGAAGGGCAAGAUUUCAUCUCACCCCUGUGCACACACAGGAAGUGGCGAUCCCUAAGUUGCUGUGGACAGACCAUGUCUUAGUCUUCUCGCUGGGACACAACACCUGAUGCCCACAACUCAUGGAAGCAAAGUUUUAUUUUGGCUCACAUUUCAGUCCAUAGUCAGAGGGCUCCAAGGCAGCACAGCAUGGCAGAGAGGCCUGGUGGAGGAAAUUCACAACAUGGUGCACAGAAGGCAAGGAAUGUGAAGCAAGGAGCUGGACAGGGAGAUAGACCUGUCCAGGCCACACCCCCAGUGCCCACCUCUUCUGACUGGGCCCUUUCUCCUAACAGCAAGCCAGCUGUAGACCCUGCAAUCCAGUCACCUCCACCACUUGCAGCUUUGGGCACGUCUAGAGGUAAACCUUACUGGGCCAUGUCUGAGUGUGGCAGGCGCCUCACACACCCGCUGCCCCUGCCUCCCGUUCCACCCUGCACUUUCUCUUAGAAGCACAGAAGCAGCAGGGCCUGGCACCAUGGUGGGCACAGGAGUUAUUCUCUUGGGCUCCGCAUGGCACCCCAGCUUCCCAGGCCUACUCUUCCCUGGUCAGCCAGCAUACCUGACCUCGCAGAGCCCAGUCACCUUCCGCCACCUGUCCCUUCAGAGGUAGAACGACACCUGUUACACUGAAAGGGCAACCCGCCAGCAUUAGGGAAGGAAUGGUCCAUAAAGAAGAUUGUUAAAAAGAAAUAACCAUUUGCAGAGCUCUGGGGGUGGGGUGGACAGGAGGAAGCAGGUUACAGGGAACGGCUCGCUCUGGGGGACAAAGGUGUGUUUAAAUAAAGACCGCGGUGGUGCUAUGGCCCUGAAAAUGUACCAAGUGCCAUGCGGCCGUGCACUCCACCGUGGUGAGUUCUGCACUGUGUUGAUUCUGCGUCAGUAAAUUAUUUUUAAAAUAAGACAAAAAUAAAGUGCCUUGAAGUAACAUGAGAAGGUUAAAACGGAGGGCUGCACAGUAUGUCCUAAGAAAAAACAAUGACGCUGGAAGGAGCAGAAAUACUACUUUCAAGUAGUGUAGAAUUCAAGACAGGAAGUGUUCAGGGAAGGCGGAGGCUCAGGCAAGCUGAGCCCAUCUUGAUCUGGCCCAUGAGAGAGCAGCACCAUUUACUGUGUGAUUUUAAAACCUUUUCAGACUUCAGCAGUCCCAUUGCACCAGAAAUAAAUACCAUUUAGAGAAUUCACUAGUGUAAUUAUAACUGUGAUUAAAAUGUCUAUCUGACUUUACGCUUUACAGAUUAUUCACUUUCUAAGCAUCAGAGGAGCAUUUGUAAAAAUUGGUUUUGUACCGGCUUACACAGGGAAGCUGGAAACACUCCCAGACACGGGUGCAGAGCUCUGUCCUGCGACCACGGUGCUGAAUGGAACUGGCACCGUGGCUCAGGGCAGUGCUCGGUGUCGCCCGCAGGAGCCGGCCCUGGAGUCUGCUGUGAUGUACUAGUGCCACUGAGCACACUGCCAGUGACCCACUGCCCGGCCCACACGCCAGUGCCUUCACCAACAGCCAUGGAGCCACGCGGGUCCAGACAGGAGAGGCCUAGGAGGCCACAGUGACCCCUUGCCAGAAGUCCACCUUGGAGCCAGGCCACUGCCCUGCCCACAUGGCCUCAGGCUGGAUCCAGCCCAGCGGGAGGGGGUGGGGUGGGGUAUUUCGUCAGUGUCUGCCUCACUCCUUUGUUGUCUUCCUAAUCUUCUUUUCCUUUGUCCCUUCGGUCAGUAAACUUCUGUGCCCAUGACUGUCCCAUGGAAAAUCGUUGGAGGGAGGAGGCGGGCAUUGUCACUUAGCUCAUCACCAGUGCUUGCUGAUCUGCCACAGACAUUCUUCAUGUAAUGAACGCCAGGAAAAGCGAGGGCCCCUGCGUGAGCCCAGGGAUGGUGUGACAUGGGGCCCACUGUACAGAACAGCAUGGUCCUCCCCUGGCCCAUCCAGAACGCGUCCCGCUGAGGUUCGGGUUCUUCUGGGGAUAGGGGACAGCUUCAGGACUGCUGCCAUCAGCUCCUCCCUAGGGCCUGUCUGCAGUCAGUGACCGCACCUAGGUGAGGUCUGGGUAGACGGCCCAGACCCAGCACGGGAGGCUUGUCCUCCAGAAUUUAUGGACCAGCUGAUACUCAGCAAGGUAGCAAAAUGACCUCCAAGACAAUAGUUAAGGAAUAACUUCAGAAAUGUAGUUAGGAAGAAAGCGAGGACAGACUGCAAACGUAGCAGACCCAGGAGCAGACAACUGUGUGCAGCGUACUCACUCUGAAACGGAAAGGGAGUCUCACUCAGCCACUGGGAGUUAGCAACAUCUUUUGAGCAUUUGCUCCUGAUAGAUUGUGCACCUAAAAAGGCAGUGGAGCAGGCAAGGGAAUAGGAGACUGCGCACUGGGGGCGGCCCAAAGGAGGCAGCCCUCUCACUUAACCCUCAGACCUCCUUGGUAAGUAAGCCCACUUCUCGGAUUUGGAAACCAAAGGCCGAGAGACCAGCUUUGCCCAGCACCACACCUGUGUGCUCAGCGUAGCAGGAAUGCCUCACAAAAGCCUGGCUCUGUUUCCAGAUUGUGUUCUUUUGCGCCCCUGUGCACCCCCAGACUUGAGUUGCUGCCAGUCCGUGUGUUAAGUUCCACUCCAGAGCAGGUCUGCCUGCCUGCCGAGAAUGCUUCUGCUCAUGCUGUGUAUGUGUGCUCCAACCGAUGUGACUCCUUUGAACAAGUAAACUUCAGCUUUUUGUUCUGUUGGUGUGAUUCAAAGCAAAGCAAAAUGAACCAAAAACUAAUUUUAAAAACACAACAACAAAAAAAAAGAUCUGACUUCCAAAUAGAAUGUUUUCCUUAAGAGGCAUGAAAACCAACUAUUGUUGUGUUGCAGUGUUAAAAUACUCCGUUUCUUGAUAAAAUCAGUGUACUGUGUAAGCCUUGCAAAAAAGAAAAAAGUUUGCUCUAUGACAUUUGAAUUUUUAUAAAGGUUUCCUUGUGCCAAAUACGUGCAAAGAUUUAAUUUACUAUUUAAAAACUAUAAACAUAUGUUAUAGUUCCAGAGAAUUAUUUUGUCAUCAAGUGAUUUUGAUCUUUAGUGUCAAUAUUUAUAUUUGAUUAAUUUUUAUAAAUGAAAAUAUUUUAAAGGUUUAAGAAAAUAAGGACGACGGGACAGUAUCUCUGAUGGCUUCCAAGAGUCAUGCUUGCUUUCACGUUAUGUGCACUGUUGACAGAGAGGAUAAAGAAAACACACUGCCUGGCCUCCCAGGCCUUCUGAAAUCUGUGUGGAAGCCUUGCAUUCUACAUGCCUAUAAAGCCAGCAC